This is a messenger RNA of Closterium sp. Naga37s-1, 1767 nucleotides long. NCBI's taxonomy places the organism in Eukaryota, Viridiplantae, Streptophyta, Zygnematophyceae, Desmidiales, Closteriaceae. The record is from the annotation of a GenBank genome assembly.
AUGGGGCUUAGAAGUGCACGGCUAGCGAGAUCAUUCGCGUUAGUCUCGCUGCUGGCGACGCUUGCGAUGAUCGCGAUGCUGGUAACUGGAGCUGCGGCGCUGGAUGCAUGUCCUGACGACGAUUCUCUGGUGCGUGGAGAUGAAACCACUGGUGGUGCUCCACCAGGUGAUUCGUCAGGGUCAGGGGAAGGUUCACAGGAACCUUCGGAAGGAGGAGCAGGGGAAGGGGGAGAGGGAGGGAGUGAUGGGGGAAGCGGAGAGGAAGGGGGGAGUGGAGGGGAGGGGGGAAGCGGAGAGGAAGGGGGAAGCGGAGAGGAAGGGGGAAGCGGAGAAGAGGGGGGAAGCGGAGAAGAGGGGGGAAGCGGAGAGGAAGGGAAUGAGGGAGGAGGUGAUGAGGAGGGAGGGGAAGGUGGGGAGAGUGGAGGAGAUGGCUCAGACGACGGGGAUUCAGGUGAAUCUGAAGAAGAGCCUGAGACGCCCCCUCCCCCACCUCCACCUGAGAAGGAGCUCUCUCCCCUGGAGCAGAAAAAGAGGGAGUAUCAAAAGGCCGCUCAGGCAGCAGAGGCUGCGAAAGCCGACGCUGAAAAGGAGAAUGCGAUUGCCCUGCAGAGGGAGAAAGACGCAGAGGCAGCUCAAGCACGGGCUGACAAAAAGGCAAGAGAAGCCAAGACUUCUAGGGGUGGGGCGAGCGGGAAGAAGAGGCGGGAGGAGGCGAAGCAAGCGCAGAAAGAGGCAGACGCUGCGCGGGCUAGAGCGGACCAGGCGAGAGAGGAGGCAGAUGGGAAGGAGGAAGCUGCUGGGGAGGCUGCUAAUGCAGUGGAGGAGAAGCGGCAGGAGCUUGUGGAUGAAGCAGAGAGGAGCAAACCGGAGAUAGAGGAUAAGAAGAAGCGGGGGACGGCCCGGAAGAACGCGGCUCGGGCCGAACGAGACGCGGCUAAGGAGCAAAAGGAGGAGAAGAAGAGGACGUUUAGAGAGAGGGUGGCUGCGGCGCGGCUAGCCCUGAUGGCUGAAAAGGCCAGUGCUGCCGCGGCUGCUGCAGCAGAGAAGCAAGCGGCGGCGGAUAAAGCACUGGAGGCUAAGCAACAGGCGGAUGCUGAGGUGGACCGGCUGGUUUUAGCUAAGAGUCAGGCGGAGGAUGCGGCGAGGGAGGCCGGGGAAGCGCAGGGUGCGGCGGAGGCGGCGGCACGGGAAGCGGUGGACGCCGGUGAUGAGAGGUUGAGUGCGGUGAAGUGGGCAGAGGCUGCGGAUGCGCUGGGGCUGAAGUGGGAGAAGCAGACCGAGGUGGAGCGAGUGAAGCGGGCUUUGGUUGCGGCUAAGGCAGUAGCAAAGCUAGCUGCCAAGGAGGCUGUGCUGAGGCAGCAGGCGGCUGCUCGGGCGGCGAGUGAGGCGCAGAAAGUGGGCGGCAAAGUGGGUGGGGGUGGGGAGGGUGGUGGCACUGGUGGUGAUGGUGGUGGUGGUGAUGGUGGUGGUGGUGGUGAUGGUGAUGGUGGUGGUGAUGGUGGUGGUGGUGAUGGUGGUGGUGAUGGUGGUGGUGGUGAUGGUGGUGGUGAUGGUGGGUCUACUGAUUCAGGAAGCGGCACAAGCGAGGGUGGGUCUACAGACACAAGUGGUGCUACCAGUGCAGGAUUGACAAAAAAGAGUGUUGCAUCAUCUGACCCUGGGUUAGGUGUAGGAAAUAAAGUGGCCUUUACUGAUGGUGUUGUUGGGAGUGGUGGUGGCAACAAGAAAGGUAACACAAAAAACAGAAAGGUGGAUGUGGGGGGCUGA